UCAUUACCAUAUAGAAGAAAUGGAAUCUAAAUCUGAAACACUUGGAAACAAGAUGACUAUGGGAAUGGCAAUGUUGCUUGCCUUUGCAAAUUUGGCAAUGUCUGUAGCAGCAGUUGACCCCAUUGCAGCCACUGGGAAAGAGCCUGUUAUCGAGCUAUACAUGCAUGACAUUCUAGGGGGUAGUAACCCGACCGCUCGGCCGGUGACUGGCUUGCUGGGAAGCAUUUAUGGCGGUCAAGUACCAUUUGCAACGCCGGUAGGAUUCAACACCCAAGGAGGAACUGCCAUCCCCAAUGCCAAUGGUGCUAACCCCACUGUCAAUGGAGUUUUUGGUAUCCCUCUAGGAACUGGAUUGGCUGGUACUUCAUUUGCACCAAACUCAAACAACAACAACCAAAACAAUGCUCAGCUACUGUUAGGACCUGAUGGACUGGGACUGGGUUUUGGUACAAUCACCGUUAUUGAUGAUAUACUGACCUCUCAACCUGAGCUGGGGUCCCAAACAAUUGGAAAGGCUCAAGGAGUGUAUGUGGCAAGUUCAGCAGACGGAACUAGACAGAUGAUGACAUUUACAGCUCUGUUUGAAGGAGGGGAAUAUGGUGAUAGCUUGAACUUCUAUGGCCUGUACAAGAUAGGAAGCACCAUGUCACAAAUAUCUGUUAUAGGGGGCACAGGGAAGUUCAAGAAUGCAAGGGGGUUUGCAGAACUGAGAGCUCUUAUCCCACCGGGCCAGAUUUCAACUGAUGGUGCAGAGACACUGCUGAGGAUCACUAUCUAUUUGAAAUACUAAAACUGUAGUGUGAAAUUGUAAAAGCAACUGGGUGCUGUUUGAUUACUGAUGACUGUGAGAUUGGUCUUGUAUACUGUCAGUUUGAUAGUUUGAUUGCAGAAUCAGAAUGUAUUUUAAAUCUUAGUUGUAAUCCCAAGAAACCAUAUGGUGAUUUGUUUUUAUUAAAGAAAAUGAUAAAUUGUGGCACUUGG
Cajanus cajan (pigeon pea) is the source of this 981-nucleotide messenger RNA. Its product is annotated as dirigent protein 16. NCBI's taxonomy places the organism in Eukaryota, Viridiplantae, Streptophyta, Magnoliopsida, Fabales, Fabaceae. The record is from RefSeq and is a predicted model, not a curated record.